CACAGCCACCUGGAGCCUCCUAGAGCCUUUGCUUCCUGCAGGUUUCUGAGCCGCACCACCAUGUAUGGUCGCUAAAUGAGCCGACAAAUAGCUCAGGCUGUGGCAGGGGCUUUCACAUACCUGUGCAAGGUCUCACCUGACAGGGACUAGCAUCUCAGCUAGAAAUGCUACUUGCUAGAAAGGUGUGCAAAUUAAAGCUUUGCAUUCCUCUCUAAGAGACAGUCCCAGUCCUGCUUUAGCAAAGCAUGGGACAGCUUUAGCACUGACUUUGCCAGCGCAACAGCCCAGCGAGCGACAGAGAAAAGCCCCUGGCAGCUGCUUGAGGAUAACUCUAUCCUCGCGCGUAGUCUCGCCGAGGCGGGGAAGCAGCCAGCAAGGAAAUCCCCUCUCCGCGAUAGGGAUUGGUGACUAAGCACCGCGCCUCACACCUGGGCGGCAGUCAGGACGCAGCCGGCGUCCCCCUCACAGGUACCGAGCAGAGGGGCCGCCCCUGCGGGCCGGGCUGCGAGGAGGCGGCGCACGGUGGCGGCAGAACAUCAGUUGCCAAAGGCAGUGCUAUUGGGCAUUUUGUAUGCAGGUGAUGCUGCUCACCUACAUUGCCUUGCCAUCUCCCCAUCCUGCCAGAGGGGCUUGGAAGGGAAGACCUCUAAGUGUCUGGAGUUGGCUGCUUUAAGACUUCAUGAGCAUUAACUUGGCAGCCUCCUUCCAAGAUUAGGCUUGGAACUGUGUCUUCUGACAAGUGGUAGAUCUUGAGAAAUGGAGGUUUGAUAGCUGCAGAGGAUCGUUGAUUGCGAUUUCCUCUAAGUUGCAACACCGAAAACAAUGGCGAACGAAUAUAUUAAAAACUGCUGUAAAUGGUGUUUUUAUGUGGAAAAAGAAAAAAGCAAUUCAGUUUCCAUGGCGCAGGAAUCUGAAGCUGUGCCCGCAAGCAAGCCAACUAUUGUACAGCAGCCUCCAUUGUCUUCAGUGUCAGUGAAGCGGCAAGUUGGCUGUUCUGAGGAUUAUCUGCUUUCUAAACUGCCCCUGGACGGGCAGGAGGUACCGUUUGUGGUCCCGCCAUUCAAACUGGCUUAUGUACAGCCAAAAAGCCUUCCUAGUACCUCACAUGCUGGAGGAAUUCAAGAAUCUGCCAGAGCUUCUUUUGGUGACCGGAAAGCAGAACUGUGCGGUGUGUACCAGUGGCCCCGCUAUGAUGUGUACAACCCAUUCUAUUUGGAACAUCAUGUUUCACCAGACCAGAUUAGGCGUUUCCAAGCCAAAUCAGAUAAUAGGAAAUUAUAUGGAUCAGUUAGUGAUUUAAGAACUAGUGCUUUGCCUGGAUCACUUGAUUUAAGUCAUUCAAUGUUUGAUCUCAGAAGCCCACCUCAUCGAUUCAUGAAGAGAUAUGAUUCAGUCUCCAGUGUACCUAGCAGCACCUCCUCCAGAAAGGAUUCACAUGGCAGUAACAGGAGUCUGGAUACCAUUACGUUAUCAGGUGAUGAACGAGACUUUGGAAGACUGAAUGUAAAAUUGUGCUACGUUCCUUCUGUGGAGCAGAUCUGGAUCACAGUUUUGCAUUGCAAAGGGCUGAGCUGGCCUUCCAGUUGUGGGGAAAAUCCUCAAAUCUAUGUCAAGGGAAUUCUCAUGCUGCCCAAGCCUGUGCAGUUCAAAUCCUCUGCAAAGGAAGGCUGCAAUGACAUUGAAUUUAUGGAAACUUUUGUGUUUGCUAUUAAGUUGCAAAGUGUUCAAACUGUCAGACUGGUAUUUAAAAUCCAGACGCAGACUCCUAGGAAGAGAACGAUUGGAGAGUGCUCUUUGUCACUGCGGGAGCUCAGCGCAGAGGAGUCAAAUCAUUGGCUGGAUGUAUCUCCUCCUUCCAAAGCACCUGUGUGCCGCACAGAACUUCAAAUAGGAAGUUGUUUUCAAGCAAUAAACAGGAGGAUUCAGUUACAAAUUCUUGAAGCACAAAAUCUUCCAAUUUCAUCUACGCCGCUGUCUUUAAGUUUCUUUGUGAAAGUUGGAAUGUUUAGUACAGAAGGGCUGAUCUAUAAGAAGAAGACUCGUCUCGUCAAGUCCACUAAUGGCCAAGUGAAGUGGAGAGAAAUGAUGAUUUUUCCAGUUAGCCAAGCUGAACAAGGAAUCAGUUUUCUUAUCAAACUCUACAGCAGAAGCUCAGUGAGAAGAAAGCACUUUCUAGGACAGGUCUGGAUAAGUUCUGACAGCAAUAACAGUGAAGCAGUAGAGCAGUGGGAAGAUACUAUUGCUAAUCCUGAAAAAGUUGUUAUUAAGUGGUACAGCAUUGGUCCGUCUUGAAGACUGGAGAUGAAACUGAGGACUUUUUUUCCACAAAGAUAUUCUUAUGUCUUUCAAAAUAAUAUAAAUAAAAAGAAAAAAAAUAUUGUCUACACAAACUGUUCAAAAGGAUUCCAUUCUAUCACACCUCCAUGUUAACUGGAAAAACUCAAUUUCCUGAAGAGAAAUACUGCCUAAAUACUAUUGAGAGGAAGACUUAGGAAAUGGGAAGAGAACUCAUUCAGUUUUAGAAAGUCCACUUCUUUUUCCCUUUUUAGACUCUGUAAGAGUAUAGAAAUCCAGUACUGGAGAGAAAGAGUGUGAAUCAACGUCAUUUGCACUAUUUACAGACUUCAUCUUCACAUCUACAGUCAUGUCUUUGGCAGACUUCACAGCCCAUGUGGAAUCAGCUCGGUCAGCAGCUUGAACCUAGGCACUUUUGAGCCUCAGGCCACACCUGUAUUGACAGCAUUUGGCCAGAGUAAUGUGCCUCAGCAGGUGGGAAAGCUGUGGCUGUAGCAGGAGGCCUGAAGGGAACUGUAAAAUAACGCAGCACCCAAAGGCUUUUCUAAUCUCUGCUUCCAGUGAAGAGUUGUGCAGCACACCGACAUGCCAGUAUCUUGGGUUUUCAUCCAUCCUUCUCUCUAUUCUAAACAGAGGAACUGAAAUACAAAAGUUUCUCUGACUAUUUGUAAUCUUCUUAAGUGGGCCCUCUAGCCUCACUGUUUUGUGAGUGCUGGAAGGAAUAAGGGGAAUACUGUUAGAGAAUACUGCUUAAGAUCAGAGUCAGAUUUGUUUGUUUGUUUCAUAAAUUAGUUUAUUAUGCAUAAUUCUUACAUGUAAAUAAGUUCCUAUCUAAUCAACAUUGUUUUACCACUUGCUUACUUUACUAAAAGCCAGACUAAUGUUCUUAAGGAGUAAGCAAAUAUUUACUGAUGAAGUAUAUAUUUCUUAUUUGUUUCAAGCAAGAAGAGAUUACCAUAUUUUUGCUGCAAAUGGUGUUUUUCCUACAAAGUCCUAAGAUUAUUUUUCUACUAGUCCCCAUAUUUUCUGGAGUCUAUUCAUAGCUAUUUUUAAGAAGGGAGAAAUGCUGAUUAUGUAAUAGAUGAAAUGUGCAUCUAAAAGCAAAGACGCCUUUGCACUACGUUAACUACUGGAUCGAACAAAAAUAUAUUCCAUUAAAUCCAUCACACAUCUAGUGCUGGCCAUGUGAGCUGCUCAAAUACGUGUUUGUGUAGACAGUGAAUAACAGUAUCUUUUUUUAUAACUUGGAACACAUUCAAACAUCUGACACAAGAACUGGAGUGGUGGUGAGAGCGUUCACUGCUUGAAGGCAAAGGAACAGUGGGGGGCAGAGAAAGCACUGCAACAGGAAGGCAUGUUGUUUUUAAGCAAAGAGCUCAAAGCUUCUUUAUUUCAGCCUUUCUGACUUCAAAUAAAGGCCAAGAGAAGAAAUGGAAUCUCUUCAAUUUUUUUUUUUUUAGUUGUUAAUUCAAGCUUUUAAAAUUUCAGCCAUCUCGAUUUUUUUUUUUUUUUUUUAAUGAUUUUUUAAAUGGGCAAACAAAAGGGUUUUCCCUAAGUUGUACAUAAUCUUCUUUUGGACACAUUCUCAUAUAUGAAGUGAAAUGGUUUUUGCAUGUUAUUUGGAGAACAGACGUUGGUUUUUGCUUUGAUGGAUGCUCCUUGCAAAGCUCCCAGUUGGCCCAGUGCAUCUGGACAUGAGAUCGUAGAAUCAUAGAAUGGCCUGGAUUGAAAAGGACCACAAUGAUCCUCUAGUUUCAACCCCCCUGCUGUGUACAGGGAGAUGUCAGCAUCCACACAGUUACAGUACUUGAGAUGAGCCUGGCCUGCCGUGUAAAAUGAAAGAAGGAAUUGGACUAAGCUGAUGUUCUUGGAGUUCUCUACUUGAAUACAGGAUCUUUCUGUUCGUUGUGGCUGUAUUGCAGUAAACAAAAGUGCAAACUAACUGUUUCCUUAUGCAAAAUGCUGUUCUGUUUGAAAGGGAGGACAGGAAAUAUUCCAGUGUUUUGGAGGCUUCAAUUACCACAAAAGUGGCUCUGCAAUGAUUGCCAACUCAGUGGAUAUUGUGUAAAAUGGACUUCAUUGGCUGUUUUAGGGUGCUGAGCCUUUAGGAGGCCUAACUAGUAAUGUCUCAUUUUUCCUAUGUUAAUAUUUAAUCUGUGUGUUUACAAUAAAAGUUAUAAACACAAAAUGAUCCUUUUUUUUUUUUUUUUUUAAUUGUGUAUACCAGUGUUUACCAGCAUAACAAAUUGAAAUUCAAGUCCUACUUUUUUUUUCUCUGAGAAAAUGCUGAGAAUGAAACAAUUUUUGAUGUGGUGUUGUGUGUGUGGGUGUUGAUAGCUAACACCUCAUGGAUAUCUAUGGCUUCUUCUGUAAGGUGUAUACAGCUCCUAUAGCACUGUGAACAACGUAAUCUAAGGCCUUCUUCAUCUGUGUUGAGAAUUGCUGUAUAUAUUGCUGUAUAUUCAUGUCAUAAUUUUAUGAAUUCUUAAUAGUUGGGAAAAGAAAAGAGUUUGUUCCAUUGCUCAUCAGAUCUGAAAUUACUCAACUAGUGUGAAAUUCCAUCUUCUUCAGGAAAAAGUUCUAUCUUUCUUCUUCUCUUAUCUCUCUACAGAUAUGUUUCCAACACUGUUGCUGAAGAUUUAGGAGAAAGUAAAGAUUUAGGAAAGUCUUCCUGAAGAGAAAAAUGAUGCAUCACUUGAAAACAUAAAUUAGCAAAGAUGCUUAUUUAAUCAAGGAUGCAUGCAAAAGUAAGAAAAAAGAUGUCUCAGAGCACUCUUCUAAGAAUGACAGCUCCAUGUUGCCCCUUGAAUGCUGGCAUUUUCAGCUACUCUUUUCAUUACAGGUUAUAUCCAGGUUUACUGAUGUUUCAAAAAAUACUAUUGUGAAAGCUGUCACAUAGUUUGUAGAUACAAAGUACUCAUGGUUCAUAGUUAGAUUUCCUGUUGCUUCUAGUUAGGGACUCACUCUACUUCUAGAAAAUAAUAGAGGUUCAGAAGCUGCACGGGUUUUAUUUAAAUCUGCAUAAUAUGUGUGCAGGUUAAUUGGAACAACAGUUAUGGCCUUGCAUUAUAUGUUAUUCCAAGAGAGAUCUGUGCCUACUUAGAACCACCCCUAGACUAAACUUAUUCAGAUUUUUUAGAAUGUGUGUAUAUAAUUGCACUACUAAAUUAAACAAUUCUGUUUUAUUUGUUUAUGAUUAAGAGCAUUCUGUACGCAAACAAGACCAACAAAUUCAUUUUUCAAGUCUUUAUAUCUCAGUGGCAUGACAUGGCAUUCCUUUUAAGGAAAAAAAAUGCAAGAUUCUACCUCAAAAGAUGAGUGGGUGUAGCAGUUUGUAAACCACAAUGCCAUUAAACGUUAGUUGGAAAUUAACUGUAUUUGAGUGCCUUUUGUGAUCACCAUGCAGACAGUGCCAUCCUGCUAAAUCAAUUAGACAGCCCUGGAUUGUCCUUUUGCUGGGAAGACAUUUGUAUAAAACAAAAGGUAAUUUUGUCGUUCAGUUAAACACAUGUGCUGUUUGACUUAAAGACUGUCUGCCCAAUGGAGAUUGCUUUUGAGUUAUGAGUUACUUUUGCAGCCAAAGCACAAGGUUGUCUAGAAACUGGGGGCAGGGCUGUUCCAUUUCUUAAUUUCAUCCUGCCAAAAUAUGUAUGACAUGGGAGGGAGGCUGCAUAGUUGUGGAAAGUUUGGCAUAAAUCAUGCUGGACAUGAUAUACCCUCCUUGUUUUUCCAGCUUCUGCUGUAAAAUUACAUCACCAUGUAAAUAGAGCCCUGUACAUGAUCUCAUGCUUGGUGUAUGGAAAAAGCCAUCACUAAAAUCAGCACCAUGUUCCACAAACACUGCUCCAGCUGAUUUAUAUUCUUCUCUCCAGCUUAUGCCGAGAGAGUCUGUGGGCUCUCACAGUCUAAGGCAGAACUCCCAUUGUAUUCAGCAGAAGCAACCAGUCUUCAAGGCUGAUUUGGUUAUUUCAGCAUUGUGAUGAUCUCAAGUUCCUACGAUCCUCAGUAUUUUACAGGAGCGCCAACAAUGCAUGCUUGGAAAAUCACCUGUCAAACUCUCAAUCCGGCAACCUGCUGGGAUGUAAGAAGUUCUCAACUCCUGGCCUUGCAGGUACCACAAGUACACAACCAAGUACAGCUGUGCAGCACAUGUUAUUUCCAAGACUGGAAUUCUGAAAAUGUGGAACAUUAAAAAAUAUUUAUCUACCCACACUCUAAAAGGCUCUGAAUCUGCAACAUAUACAGUUUGCAGUCAUUUCACAUCAUUCCCAGGGAAGCAGGAGUCUGGAAAUCCUGGAAGCCCACAGACUCCUGAGGGCUCUCCUGGCAGUGUGGAGCUUCAGGCUUUUAUUGCCUCUUAAUGGGCAUAUACCUUCUAUUUAGUGGAGAUUAAUUUAGGCUGGCUAUAUAACAGAAAUGCACUAUAUGUCAAAGUGAAAAUUACUGAAUUCACAAUUCUAGAAAGAGAAUGAACAGUAUAUUAAAAUAUUUUAAUUUAGAGGAGCUCGCUGAGACCAACUAAAAAAGAAGCUGAAACUUUCUUCAAAUCCCAGGCAACUAAAUAGCACACAUUGCUCAGAGAACCAGAAUUCUCAUCGUCUACUUCUGUUAAUCAGGCAUUUUGAUAGGUACCAAGCUGUCAUUUAUUUCCAGGUACAUAGUCUCUACAAGCACAUACUGACUACUUUCACAGAAACAUUCUUCAGCAGCAAAUCUUUUCCUAAUAUUGGCUGUAUACGAAGAAAUAAGGUGCAAAAUAACAUGAACUGCAAAGAGAACAUAGCUUAGUAUGGCGUUUGUAAUGUCAGCUAGUGCUCGACUACAGAGCAUUCCAAUUACCAGACAGAAACAAAGCAGGUCUUGGUACCACUAUCCCAGUCACAAGGGAAUGAUAAAAUUGAUGUCUUUGUUUUUUUUAUUCUUCUGAUUUUUGAGUGCAUAGUUGUCAGUUGUGUCAGAAACAAUAUUCUAGGGUGCUGAAGUAAACUGCUUAAUUGCUGUGUUUAUCCAAACUGAUUGCAGGCCUCUCAAAUUAUAUUUACUUUGAAAGCAAUAACACGUAUCCCCAUGUCCGUGAUAAAUUAGUAUGCUGUUCAAAUGUACGGGAAGGAGGUAAUAAAGGCAAAAAUAUAGUACAAUGGUCUCAAAUGUUCAUACUGAAGACAGAAAUUGACACACUGCAGGUAUUCAAUGCAAAACUAAUAUUUUGUGCUUGGGAACAAAGAUAUUUAACAGGCACUGCAAUACAAUACCAUUACAGAGAAAGGAAAUGCCAUGCUGAGACCGUAGUUAAGAGUUUUGUGCAGAAGACACACGUACAAAUCGCUGCAGAGAAAUCGGUGCUGAGAAAGCUUCGGUUGGAGGACGGUGUCCAGCUGUGGUCAUCAUCUUUCAAGACAAAGCACAGAGGAAGAAACAAGGUUAUGGACAACAAAACCUGACCUGUAAGAACUGAAAGUCCUGAGUUGUUUAAUCUGGCAAAGAGAAGGCACAGAGAUAAAAUUCUAACAUGUGAAAGUCUGCUGAACAGAAGGAUUGUUCUCCGUAUCUACUAGGGAUGAGCUGACAAAGAAGCUUCACCUGGGAAAUACUGCUUCUGUUAAUUCAACUGCUAAGUGACACACCAACAUCUCUAUAACAUACCAAAGCAAGAACGUGUUUGGAUGUAACCUUAAGUGCCUUGAAGCCUGACUGUUGUUGAAGAUGAGUGAAAAAGUGUUUUUCUUAACAUACUUAGUUUGCUGGGCUAAAGAAAAAAGAAUUAAAAGCAGUCAGAAAAUGGCAUAUGAAAAGUUUUUAGUGAAAUAAAGCCCUUUUGUCAUUUGGCUUUUAAA
Messenger RNA from Tympanuchus pallidicinctus (lesser prairie-chicken), 8129 nucleotides. RefSeq names its product tandem C2 domains, nuclear (gene TC2N). NCBI's taxonomy places the organism in Eukaryota, Metazoa, Chordata, Aves, Galliformes, Phasianidae. The coding region runs from base 823 to 2292 and encodes 489 amino acids. The record is from RefSeq and is a predicted model, not a curated record. Gene Ontology annotation, cellular component: nucleus. The transcript is spliced from 14 exons.